Cydia strobilella is the source of this 983-nucleotide messenger RNA. RefSeq lists its product as uncharacterized. The record is from RefSeq and is a predicted model, not a curated record. The transcript has a single exon. Gene Ontology annotation, molecular function: RNA endonuclease activity producing 5'-phosphomonoesters, hydrolytic mechanism. Bases 86 to 727 code for a protein of 213 amino acids. Lineage: Eukaryota; Metazoa; Arthropoda; Insecta; Lepidoptera; Tortricidae.
GGAAGCGGUAGUUGUAAAUUAUAUUGACAGUGGUGUCGUUGUGGUAGCGCUUGGGUAUUAAAUUUAUUUCAACCGAGCAAAUAAAAUGAAUGCACGAAACUGGAAAACAGCCGUGUGCGCCAGCGGGUCUAUUUUACUAGGUGGAGUUGCGAUUAAACUUUUAAAAAUUAGCAACGUGUUCAGCAGUAGAAGAAACCACGAUAUUCCCGUCAACGAAGUGUUGCUGUACGGAGCCAACGAUGAAGUGCAGACGAAGCGAAUUGGUUUGAACAACCUGUUUUGUAUUUAUUACGUGAUAGUGCACGCAAACUGCUCAAUUGAUGUGUGCUUGCCCGAUCUAGAGAGUGACACUAUAGCGAAGUGUCUCAUCGGAGCACAGAAGAACAAAGUGAAGGUUCGCCUUGUAGUGCACAGCAACAGCGAUUUUGAUAUGCCGAAGCUGAUUAAACAUGGGAUAGAAGUGAAGAUUAUUACGUCAAGAGAGCCUUUAGAACACGAAUAUAUUUUGGUGGACGCCGACGCAGAGACGGGAGGAGCUGUGGCGGUUAUGGGAUCCCUGGACUACGAGACAGCGCGGGUCAACUGCAACAGAGACGCAACUCUGCUCACCUCCGAACCAUCUGUCGUGAAGUCUUUGAAGAGAGAGUUUGACAGAGUAUGGAAUUCCACUGACAGCAAAACUGGCAGUGAAAACAUUCCUAAACGCACUACCACAGCAACAUAUUGAACUAAAGAUGUACCGAUGGUCAGUUAUGUUUAUGUCUGUAGAAUUAUUCAUGUUCAUUGGUGUAGAAAUUGGUACCUGGACCUACCCAUUCUUAUUAUAUUUAUUUUAUUAUAGGUACCUACUGUUGUUAAAUAAUAAAUCUGUUUUAUGUUAUCUUGUUAAGUUAAGGAAUAUAAAACGUGUGGAAACAAUUUAUAAAUAUUAAUUAGAUUACAAAUAAAAAGUCAUAGAUUAACACAAAAUAUUUAGAUUUUAU